This is a messenger RNA of Pseudozyma flocculosa PF-1, 1824 nucleotides long. RefSeq lists its product as uncharacterized. The coding region runs from base 1 to 1824 and encodes 607 amino acids. Gene Ontology annotation, biological process: ribosomal large subunit biogenesis; ribosomal small subunit biogenesis. The transcript is spliced from 3 exons. Gene Ontology annotation, cellular component: nucleolus. NCBI's taxonomy places the organism in Eukaryota, Fungi, Basidiomycota, Ustilaginomycetes, Ustilaginales, Ustilaginaceae. The record is from RefSeq and is a predicted model, not a curated record. Gene Ontology annotation, molecular function: RNA binding; DNA binding.
AUGGCAAAGCCAAAGUCGGGUGCUGCCAACGGCGCACCCACCGCCACCUCCACGGCCGCGCCGCCCACUGCCGACGGCACCACGCCCGCAGCCCAGGCUUCCACCUCGUCCUCGGCCGCCAACGCAGCGGCAAAGGGAAAGCACUACGCCUCGCUGGAGCUGCACGACGCCGCGUUCACCUCGCUGCUCCACCUCAUCCCCCCGCAGUUUUACCUGAUCAAGGACGCAGACCAGCAGGACCUCGAGGAGCAGCAGGGCCUCCACUCGUCAAAGUACCUCAAAAACAAGCGCAAGCAGUCCAAGUCCGAGGCAGAGGCGCGCGAGCGCAAGGAAAAGAUCCGCGAGCACAAAAAGCAGAAGCUCGACCCGGACAACUUCAAGACCAUCCCCGACCUGCAGCAGGAGAGGGCCGCAAAGGCCAGGGCCGCCGCUGUCGCCGGCGACGGCGAGGGCGACGAAGAGGGUCUCGAGAUGGAUGUCGAUGGGCUUGACGGCCAGGACGACGACGAAGAGGAUGAGGAGGAUGACGACGACGACGACGACGACGAGGGCGCCGGCGACACCGACAACGACUUUGACGACUCGGACGUCGAGGACCUCACCCCCGUCGCUGCCAGGCCCAAUGGCAAGGCUUCGUCCGGCGCAGUCCAGACCGAGGGCGAGCGCAAGGCCUCGAUCGAGGCCCUUCGCGCCCGCCUGCACGCCAAGAUCCAGGGCCUGCAGAAGAAGCGGCGCACCGGGUCCAACACGCUCGAGCUCGGCGUGCGCUCCAGCGGCGCUGCUGCGGGCAACGGCGACGAGAGCCUCAACGGCCACGCACAGGGAGGCGCCGAGGGCGAGGGCGGCAGCACGAUCUCGAGCAAGGACGACCUGCUCGAGGAGAGGCGGAGGCAGCGCGGCGAGAUGCGCGAUCGAAGGCGGCGCGAGAGAAAAGAGGCGCGCCGCGCGGCCCAGGCCCAGGAGGCCGACAAGAACGCCAAGAAGGGCAAGAAUUCCGGCAAGGCCGGCACCGCCGCCAACGGCGCGUCGGCCAGCGCCGGCGCACUGGGCAAGGGCAACCCGCGCCCUCCAGCGCUGCUGGUGCCCGACGUGGCGUCUGGUGCGUCGUCGUCGUCGUCGGCAGCGGCCAAGUCGGCCGUGUCGCCGGGCACCUCCCUGUCGUUCAACGCCAUCGCCUUUACGGGUCGCCAGCCCGAGGCGAAAAAGUCUCGCCUCUCGCUGCCGUCGGACCCCAAGGCGGCGCUGCAGGCGCUCGAGGCGCGCAAGGCGCGCGACGAGAAGCGCAAGGAGAAGCUCCUCUCGACGGCGGCCGGCGGCGAGGGCGGCGAUGCCAAGCAGGUACUGCAGGAGUUCGAGGAGGGCAAGAAGUGGGAGCGCGCCCUGGCCGCCGCCGAGGGCGUCAAGAUCCGCGACGACGAGAAGCUGCUCAAGAAGGCGGUCAAGAAGAAGGAAAAGGCAAAGGAGAAGAGCUCAAAGGCAUGGCUGGAGCGCAAGGAAGCCGAAAAAGAGACGCAGGCGGCGCGUCAGAAGAAGCGAAACGACAACCUGGCCGACCGCAAGGGUGCCGCGUCGAAAAAGGGCGCUGCCGGCGCAUCCAAAAAGACGACGUCGUCGAUUUCCAAAAACCUAAAGACGCCCCGGUCCAAGGCGACGGCGGGCAAGCCUGGGGCUGGUGGCGGCGCUGGUGGUGGUGGGAGGGGAGGGGGUUCGACAAGAGGAGGAGGUCGACCUGGGUUCGAGGGCAAGUCGACCAGACCUGGUGCCGGACGUGGUGCGAGGUCCGGCGGUCGCGGUGGUGGCGCCGGUGGGGGGAGGAAGAAGUAG